Molecule: messenger RNA, 817 nt
Organism: Drosophila novamexicana
Lineage: Eukaryota; Metazoa; Arthropoda; Insecta; Diptera; Drosophilidae
Gene: IFT43
Product: intraflagellar transport protein 43 homolog
Exons: 5
Coding region: 64-777 (237 amino acids)
Biological process (GO): intraciliary retrograde transport
Cellular component (GO): cilium; intraciliary transport particle A
Source: RefSeq, a predicted model, not a curated record
ACAACACUGCAACGACAACUUGUUGCCCAGGCAACGCUAGAAAUAUAAACAAUUAUUUUUAUAAUGAUGGAUUGGGCUGAGGAGCUGAAAAUGACCAUAAGAAAGACGACGGCGCGCAAGGGCCGCCGCUCCAAGAGUCGCGAUGUGCUCAACGAGGCUGGAGGCUCCUCGAGUGCCGCGUCUACACAGAAGCUGAACAAGGAUAUAUCUAUUGAUAUAACGCUGGAUAUACACAAUGAGAGCAGCAGUCCCACGACCACGCCGACAACAUAUAAUAAUGAAUUCGAUUCGAAUCGGCCGCCCAUAAGACGCGUCUCGGGCGGUUGGGCGGACACGGGCUUAAAGGGCCUCAAAUCGAAGAAGAAUUCGUUUGAUGACGAGCGUUUUCAGGUAACAAAAUCGGCGACAAGCACAAUACCCACAGAUGAUAUACCCAUUAUACCGGACUUGGAUGAUGUCAGGGACGAUUUUAUGCUGAACGAAAUAGCCGAUCCUCCGCCCGUCCGUUACAGCCAUGAAGUUGCCCUCAAGGAGUUGAGCUCUGAUCUGCUCUCGCAGAAUGCGUUCUCGGCUAUUGAGGACGUCGACUUGUCCAUGUUGACGCGUUGCUUGCACGAUCAAGAAAGUCUGGAUGAGCCGGACGAGCUUUGGGAAUGGGAUAGACUCUUCACGGAGGUCACGGCUCAAAUAAAUUCGGAUAAGACACUAAAGGCUGGUGUGCCGGAAAAGCUGGAAAUCGGGCCUGAUGUGCUACCGCCAACGGUUAAAUAUGAUUAGGCAUACAUUUGUAAUCAGAAAAUUAAAAAUAAAUGCAAUA